Oncorhynchus masou masou (cherry salmon) is the source of this 1314-nucleotide messenger RNA. RefSeq names its product protein phosphatase methylesterase 1-like. The transcript is spliced from 11 exons. The coding region runs from base 120 to 872 and encodes 250 amino acids. The record is from RefSeq and is a predicted model, not a curated record. NCBI's taxonomy places the organism in Eukaryota, Metazoa, Chordata, Actinopteri, Salmoniformes, Salmonidae. Gene Ontology annotation, biological process: protein demethylation. Gene Ontology annotation, molecular function: protein methylesterase activity.
UGGGUUUGUGUUUGCAGGCGGUGAUAUACAACAGAAUUAACUGCCGGGUGGUGGCUAUAGACCUCAGGGCCCAUGGUGACACCAAAGUAAAGAAUUCUGACGAUCUCUCAGCGGAAACAAUGGCCAAGGACAUUGGCAAAGUGGUAGAAACACUCUAUGGAGAAAACCCACCUCCGAUCAUGAUGAUUGGACACAGCAUGGGUGGAGCUAUAGCAGUUCAUACCGCUGCGGCAAACCACGUGCCGUCUUUACUUGGCCUGUGUGUGAUUGAUGUCGUGGAAGGCACAGCAAUGGAUGCCUUAAACAGUAUGCAGAAUUUCCUCAGGAGUCGGCCAAAGACCUUUAAGUCUGUGGAGACUGCCAUUGAGUGGAGUGUGAAGAGUGGACAGAUCCGAAACGUUGAGUCAGCCCGGGUGUCCAUGGGAGGCCAGGUGAAAAAAUGUGAGGAACCCCUCAACAGUCCAGGCGUCUCCAAGAGCAUCAGUGACGGCAUCAUUGAAGAGGAGGAAGAAGAGGAAGGAGAAUCCAACCACAAAAGAAAGAAGGAGGAUGACCAAGAGGUGAAGAAGGAGACCCUUUAUACCUGGCAGAUUGAUCUGUCAAAGACAGAGAAGUACUGGGAGGGCUGGUUCAGUGGCCUGUCUGCCCUAUUCCUUUCCUGUCCUGUGCCAAAACUGCUCCUGCUCGCUGGUGUGGACAGGCUUGACAAAGAUCUCACAAUUGGACAGAUGCAAGGGAAGUUCCAGAUGCAGGUGCUCCCUCAGUGUGGCCAUGCUGUCCAUGAGGACGCCCCUGAAAAAGUAGCAGAUGCUUUGGCCUCGUUCAUGGUCCGUCACAAGUUCACUGAAUUUAAGGAGGGUUUCCUGUGCUAACGGGACUCAAAUCAACUACAUAGACAAGUGGCAGUUUUGCCCUGGACCCAUCCAGCAGUCAUGGAGGCGUUGCCUGGAGCCUCAAGGACACCAUCUUCUGACAAUUACCCCCAACUGCAAUAAAAUAAUGUUCAUGAGCACUAUAUAACACUAUACAAAAUUCUCAGCACUUCAAUUGGUAAAACAAAUUCAAUUGGUAUAUAUAAUUUUAAAUGUAUUGUUAUUAUUACUACUACUUAUACUUUGACACCUUAUGGUUUUGCCUUUUCUUUUUUUUGAAAGCAGGUAUUUUGUUUCACCCAUCCACUCAACAUUUUUUAUUUUCAUUUCCUGUGAUGCCUUUCCUGUUUCUUGUUACAUUUUGGCCAGCUGCAUCUUGUUGUGCUAUGUGUUUAGAUUUUAAGAAUGAUUAAUAAAAAUGGAAAAGGAAUAUUUCUCCCGA